GGUUUUAUCCCCGCGGAAGCCAUCAGUGCUCAGCAAUUUUCUGAAAUAAUGACCACGUUUUCACUUAUUUACGUCUUUAUUGGAAUCGCAGUUUUCGUCGCAUCCGUAUUCCAGAUUGCGUUUUGGGUGAAAUCAUGUGAAAGGCAGAUGUAUCGACUGCGGCAAGAGUUUUUCUACCAAGUGAUGCGAAUGGAAAUCGCCUGGUUUGAUUUCAAGCAAAGUGGUGCAUUGACCAUGAAGCUGAACGAUGACCUUGAGCGGGUUCGAGAAGGAAUGGGAGACAAAUUCAGCAUGUGCAUUGAAAGUUUUGCAGCGUUUUUCUCGGGAUUAGUUGUUGGCUUCUACACCAGCUGGCAACUCACUCUUGUCAUCUUGUCCUGUACACCGUUUCUCGCUGGCACAUCCGCGUUUUUCGGAAAGUUGGUCGCAAAUUCUACAAUGAGAGAGCAAGAAAAAUAUGGCACUGCGGGAAGCGUGGCUGAGGAAGUGCUGUCUUGUAUACGUACUGUGACUGCAUUUGGCGGACAGGAAAAAGCUGUUGAACGGUAUAACAAGCAUUUGGAAGCGGGACGUUUGACAUCCAGAAGGAAAUACACGUCAAUGUCAAUCGCAUUCCUCUUCAUCAUGUUUGUGAUUUAUGGAUCGUAUGCCCUUGCAUUUUGGUUCGGUGCUGAGUUCGUUCUCUGGGGCUACAUGGAUGCGGGCGACGUUUUCACUGUGUUUUUCAGCGUCAUGAUGGGCUCUACUCAAUUGGGAAAUGCUCUGCCAUUUGUCACUGUCGUGGCCACAGCUCAGGGUGCUGCGUCGAGCAUCUUUGAGGUGAUCGACUCAAAACCCAAAAUCGACGCGUACUCCAACGAUGGAAUGCGACUGCAGAAGCCUCAGGGCAGGGUCUGCUUUGACCACGUGUCAUUCAGCUACCCCAGUCGUCCAGAAAUUCCUGUGCUGAAUGAUGUCACCUUCACUCUUGAGCAAGGCGAGACUGUGGCGGUCGUCGGCAGCAGCGGUUGUGGAAAGUCGACCUUGGUCACAGUAGACGGAGUGGACAUUCGGAACCUGAACCUUGCCUGGCUGCGGAACCAGAUCGGCGUGGUGUCACAAGAACCCGUAUUGUUCGAUUGCUCUAUCGCGGAAAACAUAGAGUUCGGUUGCGAGGACGCGACCAUGCACAACAUCAUCAGGGCUGCUGAGGCUGCCAAUGCGCACAAAUUCAUCAUCAACCUGCCCAAAGGAUAUUCGACGAAUGUGGGAGAAAGAGGCGCUCAAAUUUCAGGAGGACAGAAACAGAGGAUAGCAAUUGCCAGAGCCCUGGUAAAAGACCCCAAAAUACUCAUUCUCGAUGAGGCCACUUCAGCACUGGACUCUGAAAGUGAAGGAAUUGUACAAGAAGCUUUGGACAAGGCUAGCAAAGGCAGGACAACCUUGGUGAUUGCUCAUCGCUUGUCCACCAUUCGAAAUGCGGACAAGAUCGUCGCCCUGGAAAAUGGCCAGCUCAAGGAAAUUGGCACACACGAGACCCUCAUGAAAAAGAAGGGAGUCUACUUCAACCUCGUCACGACUCAAACCUUCCUGGAAGAUGAAGAUAAAACCUAUGUGUCCGAACACAAUUCGGAGACUGACAGCACGUUUCUCACUGAUGGCUCCACUACUUAUGGUGUUGGUCGGACAAAGAAAUUCCUUCAUCGCCGCGGAAAUCAUUCGGAUGACACAUUUCAUUCCACCAGCUUCGAGUGGCAACGCUUGGAAAAUGAUAUCUCACAG
Messenger RNA from Notodromas monacha, 1761 nucleotides. NCBI's taxonomy places the organism in Eukaryota, Metazoa, Arthropoda, Ostracoda, Podocopida, Cyprididae. The record is from the annotation of a GenBank genome assembly.